AUGGGGAUUGGUCUUUGGCUACAGCGUUGUACGCCCGGCGUGUCUUCGCUGGUGAUUAUCUUCCUCCUCGGCUUUAGCAACACGAGGCUUUCCGCAGCAGACGCACAAGAAUCGACCGAUGACACGGGUCUUGGGAGACAGCGACUUACCUUCUCAGAAGGCUUCUUCAUCUUCUACUCAAUCUUUCUUCACAUCGUUAUCUCAGCUCUCCCUCUGCGUACUUUCCGUGGGGCCAGACUAGCUACACAACAGAUACAAGCAGCAUUGGAAGCAUCUCAACAAGAGUCGGAUCAAAAUGAAAAUACUCAGGGUCGCAGCCAUCAGUCAUCUCCGUCUGAGCUAAUCCACGUCUCCAUAAUUCCGUCUUACAAGGAAUCACUUGAAACUUUGCAAGAUACGCUCAAAUUACUUGCAAGCCAUCGACUUGCGAAGAGCACUUAUGAUAUUUUCCUUGCCAUGGAAGAAAGAGAUCCCCAUGCUAUCGAGGUUGCUGAAGCACUAGUCUCCAAAUUUAGUCCUUCGUUUUUGGACAUCCAGUACUGCGCGCACCCCUCAGAUAUACCCGGUGAAAGUCAAGGCAAGAGUGCAAACGUCGCCUGGGCUGCAAGGGCGGUGGAGAGCAAGUACCAGGGCCGGCCUAACUUCCGAGACGUGCUGGUCACAGUCAUGGACAGUGACACUCACCUCCUUGAAACGUAUUACUCGCUGAUCCAACAGCGCCAUUUGGCGCUGCGGCGGCAGUCGGACCUCGCAGCCAUAACCCUAUACUGUGCACCUUUUGUCUUUGACAGAAACCCACAUCUGGUGCCGACACUUGUCCGCGCGGCUGACAUGGGGUGGUCCUGUGCUGGCCUGGCGUGCUACAAACGUCCAGGAGAAUACCACGGCGUAGCCAUCCCUACCUCUGUCUACACGUUACCGCUCGACCUUGCAUCCUCGAUUGGCGGCUGGGACACUGGGCCAGGAGCUAUUGGUGAGGACAUGCACAUGAUGCUCAAGUGCUACUUUGCGACAAACGGCCGCCUCAAUAUUGAAUCCAUUCCAAGUCCCGCGAGCAUGUCCAACGUCACUGGCGGGCCGACAGGCUGGUCUGGCUGGCUUCACAAUCAUAAAGCUCGCUACUUCCAAGGUCUUCGUCACAUGUGGGGAAGCCUGGAUUCAGGCUACGCAGUAGCCAGGUGGUGUCAGAUGGGCGUGUCAUCUCCCGAUGGGAAUACCGGUCACACUUCGACCAAAGACGACACCAAAUCCCGCAGCAGUCUUGGCAUUGAACCGGUUGACGUGUGUGGCAGCAAAGUUCGUUUUGUCUGGCUCAGAAAUGCUGUGCUCUUCCUGCGUCUAUUCGAGGCUCACAUCUUUCCCUUGCACUUUAUGUGCAUUCUCGCCGCCUCCAGCUACUACUCCUCACAUUUGAACACUUCCAAGGCCAGUCCGUAUAUGGAGAUCGUUCUUAAGCUUACAGAAUAUGCGCGGACUGCCAAUGGUGUACUAAUGGCUAUCUGCCUUUUUACUGCAUAUGCAGAUUUCCACAAGGUUUGCGUCCAGGCAAGACAGUGGGAGAUGCGUAAGGCGGGGUUGCAUGACUUCACUUUUCAGUCUUCAACUCGGGAGCGUUGGAGUCUGGGGAGCAUCCUCGAUAUUCUUAGCCUGCCUGUCGCAAGCAUGUUGUUUGGAACUUUGCCAUUGUUGCAGGCGGUGUUUUCGCAUUUCUGGAGCGAUAGGCUGCUGUAUCGGGUGAGUGGAAAGCCCACUAAGAGUCACAGCAGUUGA
This is a messenger RNA of Diaporthe citri, 1770 nucleotides long. RefSeq lists its product as uncharacterized. Bases 1 to 1770 code for a protein of 589 amino acids. Lineage: Eukaryota; Fungi; Ascomycota; Sordariomycetes; Diaporthales; Diaporthaceae. The record is from RefSeq and is a predicted model, not a curated record. The transcript has 3 exons.